Molecule: messenger RNA, 5318 nt
Organism: Trematomus bernacchii (emerald rockcod)
Lineage: Eukaryota; Metazoa; Chordata; Actinopteri; Perciformes; Nototheniidae
Gene: kif5ab
Product: kinesin family member 5A, b
Exons: 29
Coding region: 1-3411 (1136 amino acids)
Biological process (GO): microtubule-based movement; mitotic spindle organization
Molecular function (GO): microtubule binding; microtubule motor activity; ATP binding
Source: RefSeq, a predicted model, not a curated record
AUGGCUGAUGCUAAUGCAGAAUGCAAUAUCAAGGUGUUGUGUCGAUUUCGUCCUCUGAACAAGUCCGAAAUUAUCCGCGGAGAUAAAUUCAUCCCAGUAUUUCAGGGAGAAGACACUGUCAUCCUGGGGGGGAAGUCAUACGUGUUUGACCAGGUGUUUCCUACGAACACCACCCAGAUACAGGUCUACAACACAUGCGCCAAGCAGAUUGUCAAAGAUGUUUUGGGUGGAUACAAUGGGACUAUAUUUGCCUAUGGGCAGACGUCCUCUGGAAAAACACACACCAUGGAGGGGAACCUUCAUGAUCCCCAGGGAAUGGGAAUCAUCCCCCGGAUCGCAGAGGACAUUUUUGAACAUAUAUUUGCUAUGGAUGAGAACCUAGAAUUUCACAUAAAGGUCUCCUAUUUCGAGAUCUAUAUGGAUAAGAUACGAGACCUGCUGGAUGUGACCAAAACCAACUUGUCGGUGCAUGAAGACAAACACAGAGUUCCUUACGUGAAGGGCUGCACGGAGCGCUUUGUGACGAGUCCCGAGGAAGUGAUGGAUGUGAUAGAUGAAGGGAAGGCUAGCCGUCACGUUGCUGUCACCAACAUGAAUGAGCACAGUUCCCGCAGCCACAGCAUCUUCCUGAUAAACAUCAAACAAGAAAACGUGGAGACAGAGCAGAAGCUGUGUGGGAAGCUGUACCUGGUCGACCUCGCUGGGAGUGAGAAGGUCAGUAAGACAGGUGCAGAGGGAGCAGUGCUCGAUGAGGCCAAGAACAUCAACAGGUCUCUGUCGGCGCUGGGGAACGUCAUCUCAGCCUUGGCCGAGGGAACGAAAUCUCACGUGCCGUACCGUGACAGCAAAAUGACUCGCAUCUUACAGGACUCACUGGGCGGGAACUGUCGCACCACCAUGUUCAUCUGUUGCUCUCCGUCCAGCUACAAUGAUGUGGAGACCAAAUCCACCCUGAUGUUUGGCCAACGAGCCAAGACCAUCAGAAAUACUGUAUCUGUGAACCUUGAGCUCACAGCAGAGCAGUGGAAGAAGAAGUAUGAAAAGGAAAAGGAGAAGAACAGGUUAUUGAAGGAGACUGUUCAGAGACUGGAGACUGAGCUCAACUGCUGGAAGAAUGGUGAGGCUGUCGAGUUAGAGCAACUGAGCCCUGAAGACAUCCCCCUGGUUCCUCCUGAAUCUGAGGAGCCCGUUCCAGACAUAUGCACCCCCUGCAGUCCCUGCACCCCCUGCAGCCCCUGCUCUGUUGCCUCUUCCAUUGUGGUUCACAUCUCUGAGGAGGAGCGGCAGAAAUAUGAGGCGGAGAUCCGCAAGCUUUACAAACAGAUGGAUGAUAAGGAUGAUGAGAUCAAUCACCAGAGCCAGAUGGUGGAGAAACUGAAGGAGCAGAUGCUCGACCAGGAGGAGCUUCUGGCAUCCUCCAGGGGUGACAGCGAGAAGGUGCAGUCAGACCUCGGCAGGCUGCAGACGGAGAAUCAAUCCGCCAAGGCCGAGGUGAAAGAAGUCCUCCAGGCUCUGGAGGAGCUGGCAGUGAACUACGACCAGAGGAGCCUGGAGGUCGAGGAGAGGAGCGUGCAGAAGAAGCUGCUGGCUGAAGAGCUGGCCAAGAAAGUGGCUCAACUCAAGGCUGUAGAAGCAGAGCUGUCUCGCAUCCAGGAAGUGAGCAGCCAUCAAAGGAAACGCAUCACUGAGAUUCUCAACAGCCUGAUGAGGGACCUGAGUGAGUUCAGCACCAUCGUUGGGAACAGGGACAUCAAGCUGCCCGUGGAGAUCACCGGUUCAAUCGAAGAGGAGUUCACAGUGGCCCGCCUCUACAUCAGUAAGAUCAAGUCUGAGGUGAAGUCCAUGCUGAAACGCUGCCGUCAUCUGGAGAGCCACCAGAUGGAGUGUCACCGCAAGAUGGAGGAGACAGGCAGAGAGCUGUCCUCCUGUCAGCUUCUCAUUUCACAGCACGAGGCAAAGAUCCGCUCUCUGACGGACUACAUGCAGAAUGUGGAGCUGAAGAAGAGGAAGUUGGAAGACAGCUAUGACUCUCUGAGUGAAGAGCUGGCCAAACUCCAAGCUCAAGAGAGCAUGGCACUGGUCACCAGCGGCGAGAAUCACUCUUCUGUCCAGGAUUCCUGUGAUAUAAAGAGGGCUCUGGAGCAGCAGAUGGAGUCACAUCGUGAGUCGCACAGCAAACAGCUCGGUCGCCUGCGAGAUGAGAUCAAUGAGAACCAGAAGAUCAUCGACGACUUAACUGAUUGUAACCAGAAGCAGGAGCUGGAGUUGGAGCAACUGCAUUACGACUUUCAACAUCUCAGGAGUCAAGAACAUCACAAGAGCCGGCAGCUGGAGGAACUGACAUUUCUCCAUGAGCGACAUGAGCAGUCCAAGCGGGACCUCAAAGGGCUGGAAGACACGGUUGCUCGUGAGCUCUACACCCUGCACAACCUCCGCAAGCUUUUCGUUCAAGACCUCACGACCCGAGUUAGAAAAAGUGCACAGUUGGAGCUUGAUGAGAGAGGGGGAUAUAUCAGUCAGAAACAGAAGAUUUCCUUUCUUGAAAACAACCUCGACCAGCUUACAAAAGUUCACAAACAGCUGGUGCGUGACAAUGCAGAUCUUCGCUGUGAGCUUCCAAAACUGGAGAAACGUCUUCGGUCUACAGCUGAGCGAGUCAAGGCUCUGGAGGUCGCGCUGAAGGAGGCGAAGGAAGGAGCCAUGAAGGACCGCCACCGCUACCAGCAGGAGGUGGAGCGCAUCAAGGAUGUGAUGAGGGUCCGCAAUCCCUUCCGCCGAUCCCAUGCUGCACAAAUAGCCAAGCCUGUGCGUGCCGGCCACUCGUGCUCUCCCACCAACCCCUUCUACAUCCGAGGCUACAGCGAUCACCCCGUUGCCUUCUAUAAAGCUGACUUCCACAACAGCAACAUGAAACAAGAAGCUGCUCCUGCUGCUCCUGCUACACCAGAGAGUGAGCCCAGGUUACCUGAGGCCAACUCCAAACAGAGCAGCCCCACCAAACACCCCCACCCCCAGGUCGACGACUCACACGACAACGAAGCUCAGGACAGCGACUCACACGACAACGAAGCUCAGGACAGCGACUCACACGACAACGAAGCUCAGGACAGCGACUCACAUGAAAACGAAGCUCAGGACAGCGACUCACACGACAACGGACCUCAGGACAGCGACUCACAUGACAACGGACCUCAGGACAGCGGCGCUCAGGACAACGGACCUCAGGACAGCGGCGCUCAGGACAACAUGCUUCCUGCUGAACCUCAGAGUCGAGCAGACAAGAACACGGCAGAGAUGCUCGAUUCAGAAAACGGAAACACCACAGAUAUAAAUGACAACAGAACGGACGUCUGCGACAAUCAGGAUUCAGCCAAACUCUACGGCCUGCAUCCCGAGGCCGCGACCAGCUAAUAGUCCUGAGCAGGCAGAUGCUUUUUCUGAGGCCUCCUCUGUAAAUCUGCAUGCAGCUGAUCACUGUCCGCCCCUCCUCUCCUUCCCCUCUUCUCCUCACCUGCUGUAAACAGACCUUUAUCUCUCCUGUGUCCCCUGUCCUUCCCCUGCUUGCUCAUCCUUUUCCUUCUUGUACAAUGAUGUGGGGUGUAUGUGGGUAUCAGUAAGAUCUGUGGCACUGCGUCUCAAAUGCCUGACCUGGCAGCUUACAAUAAUAAAUAUUGCUGCACACGCUCCCUUGUGAAAAGGGGCCACAGAGAAGAGAAGGUGCAGUGCUGUAGGUAACCACUAGUGUGUGCUGUUUGUCUCAGUGACGGUAUUACGGUGGACAUAAAACCAGGACAACUGUAAGCUAAUGUUUGUCAUUAUUACCAUUCUAAAACAUGCAUAUGGAGCUGAAAACUCCAUGAUGUACAACAUGAAAACAGUGAACCUCAAGCUCACGUCACUAAUAUUUACACUUUUUGACUGCAUGUUGUUUUUUGAUGUUGGUCUUUGGCUUUUCUUGGGAAUUACAUGCAAUAGGAAGAGAGCAAGUGAGGGUACAUAUUACCAUGAAAUGUCUAAAUUCAGUCAUUAAGUCAAGUUAAAAUGGGCAUUCUUAAAUGUAUUUUGUUUAAUAUAUAAGGGUGAUGUAAUAAAAAAAAUAUAUUGUCAACAAACCUCGUAAAUAGACCAAAAAGCAACAGUUGUUAAUUCUGUCUGAGUAUUUUAUUACCUGCCGAGCCUGUCUGUGGCUUUCAGUCUUAAGCCUACUGAAGAAUACGUAAAUCCUUUAAAAAUAGGCCCAGAAAAUAUUGUUGCAUUCGUAGUAAAAGGCUUAAUUAUUUUCUUAAAACUACUAACCACUGUAUUAUUUAGGAAACACUCCUAAAAUAGAAAUAAACUAGCAGCCGUAGAAUAAUAUAGUGUUGUGUGAGUUUUUACAGCAGCAGGAUGGUGUAUGUGGGAUUGAUUGCUGUAAAUGGCAGUGCCCUUUACAUGGUAAUGAGGAAAUAUGUUAUCCAAUGCAGCUGUGUUUCUCAUUGGUGUGUUUUGAAACAAAGGAAGUCCUUUGCACAGAGGAAGCAGCUACUGUAUAUCAGGCUUAACAGUAGAUUCCUGUUUCUACUAAUCACUAAUUUCUAUACUUAUUGCUGUUUUUUGUCUUUUGGUAUAUUUGUUGACAAUUAGAAAAUAUGGAAUAUCACCGCACUUAUCAUUUAGAAUAAAACUUUUGGACAUUUGGGAGAAAUACCAAAUAAUAAUUUCACCAGGCUGGUUACUAUACUGUACUUUUUGAAAACAGUAGUCAUAGGAGCAAUAUAUAAUACUUUAUGACAUGUAGGUAGACCAACACACACUAAACUAAACACAUGAACACCUGCCACAGUUUAAACUUGGCGAGGCCUUAAUUUAGACAGUAGACAAUUUCCCACAUUAGUCCUUUUGUACUCAAAUAAACAAAGGAAAAUUAAGUGUAUGCUGGAUAUACAGUCUUUAUCUCCUCAAGACUCUUCAAGACUCUAUAGUUUUGUAUUUUGGUACCCUUUGAGGAUACAUUUCAGAUACUUACAUUCCAUAUUACACGGUGUUUUCCUCUAGUUCAAUAAAGAAACAACUGUCAGCCAAAAAGUGUGUAUCUCAAUAAAGUAGCAAAUAUAUCACACUUUUUGUAAGCACUUAUCAACGUAAGGCUUGAUGGCUCUGGUAGUAGUGCUAUCUCACCAAGAAAUGAUGGUCAAUAAGGUACUAGGUUAAGAUUGUCUAAAAUAAAAAUGUUCACGUUUUCAGUGGUUAAUGUAAGUCGUCACCGCAUGUUGGACUGUUGGUACACUGCACUGGUUUCCCGGAAAAGCAACUUAAAUAAAAAAGUUAAUUUUAAAACA